GCGUGCGUCCAGCUUUGAACGUCUCUGACAUCGAUAAUCAGGAUAUAUCAGAUAUCCUAGUACUUACAUGCCGCACAUCGGCGGCAUCAAAGCGAACUUACAGCGACCAUACCGUGAAGGCGAGAGAGAUUGUUUUCAACAACUGCGACAGGUCGUCCAAGAAAUAACUAAUGAGAGGCCUUCCACAAGAUACGAGAUUCUGAGAAGAGCCACCGAGACCCUCAGGCAGCUUGAUAGAGAGCACCGCUCUCUUUCUGCAGAACAUGCUGCGGUUUUGAACUCUGCUCGUCUCGCUGACUCCUCUACUUUCUAUCCUGCAGUAUCACAAUUUCCAGCUGAGAGUUGGUUAGCGAACCAUGGCAUACAAACGAUCCCGAUGCUCCCACACGUGCUGUCUUCUGAACCGUCAAAUGACAUCGCAUGCAGUACGCAUGAUGGACAAAACAUGGAUGCUGUACAUAAUUACUACAUUUUACCUACCAAUCAUUUCGCGAACAGCCAGUCAUCUGAUGUCUAUUAGUACAGUGUGUUGCAUAUGAGAUUGUAGUGCGUGUUUUUCAAAACUCGGCCCCACUAGGAUAGGUCGGCAGCCAUCAGAGAACUCAUGAGUCCUUGACAUGGUAGCCGUGGGAACUAUAGGAGGACAUAAUUCUGCUCCUGCUGAA
This is a messenger RNA of Suillus subaureus, 665 nucleotides long. RefSeq lists its product as uncharacterized. NCBI's taxonomy places the organism in Eukaryota, Fungi, Basidiomycota, Agaricomycetes, Boletales, Suillaceae. Gene Ontology annotation, molecular function: protein dimerization activity. The coding region runs from base 68 to 520 and encodes 150 amino acids. The record is from RefSeq and is a predicted model, not a curated record. The transcript has 3 exons.